Molecule: messenger RNA, 1793 nt
Organism: Caenorhabditis angaria
Lineage: Eukaryota; Metazoa; Nematoda; Chromadorea; Rhabditida; Rhabditidae
Source: the annotation of a GenBank genome assembly
AUGGGUCAAGCUUAUUCAGGAAUGGCGGAUUCUCUUCCAGUAAAAGUUCCCGCAAUCUAUAGCCGUAAUCAAAAUGUGAAUCAUAAUGGACAACAAUCACCGAUUGCGCAAGACGAGAAAUUUGCCUAUGGAACUGCAGGAUUCCGGAACAAUGCAGAUAAGCUGACAUUUAUUGUAUUUCGAUGCGCAUAUCUUGCCGGAUUACGUGCCAGACAACAAAAUCAAACAAUUGGAUUGAUGAUUACCGCAUCACACAAUCCUGCUUGUGACAAUGGUGUGAAAAUUGUUGAUCCAAAAGGAGAUAUGUUGGCUGCAGAUUGGGAGAAGUAUGCCACUGAACUUGUUAAUUCAACUGACGAUCAAUUUCCAACUGCUGUUCGAGCUCUCGAAGUUAAAGUCAACAAAACAUUUGCACCAAAUGCUAAAGUUGUUUGUGCUAUUGAUACUCGCGAAAGUGGAAAACAUCUUAUGAAUGCUGCCAAAGCCGGAGUCGCUAUAUUCAACGUCGAAUUUGAGAAUCACGGUAUUCUAACCACACCACAAUUACAUUAUUUGGUAAAAUGCAACAAUGAACCAAGUUUCGGAAGACCCUCUGAAUUUGGAUAUUAUUGCACAUUGGCUAACGCUUUCAAGAAAUUGCAUCAUGUAAGUUUCAUUUUUGAAAAUAUCAAAAAAGGAAAAAUUUCGAAAUUUUGUAAUAUUACAGUUGACCAAUGAACCGGAAGAAUCAAAUUAUUCGAAUAAAUUGGUAUUGGAUUGUGCAAAUGGUGUUGGUUUCCCACGUUUUCAAGAUCUUCUUCAACUCAUCGAUGAACGUUAUUUGAAUAUCGAAUUCCGCAACGAAAAUGGUGAAUUGAAUUUUGGAUGUGGAGCAGAUUUCGUUAAAAUCUCACAAGUUCUUCCGGCAAACUUCAACUCAAAUGAUGAAAAAUGCGCAUCUUUUGAUGGUGAUGCAGAUCGUCUCAUCUACUUCAAGCCAACUUCUGAUAACAAAAUUAAUCUGUUGGAUGGUGACAAAAUCGCUGUUCUACUUGCAACUUAUAUCAAAGAUCAAUUGAAAAACAUUGAAACUGAUUUAACAUUUGGAAUUAUUCAAACAGCAUAUGCAAAUGGUAGUUCAUCUCGUUAUAUCGAAGAAAAACUUGGAGUUAUUCCUGAAAUUGUUCCAACUGGUGUUAAAAACCUGCAUCAUGCUGCAAUCAAAUAUGACAUUGGAGUUUAUUUUGAGGCAAAUGGACAUGGAACUGUUGUUUUUAGUGAGAAAUUCGAUGAAGUCAUUAGAAGGUUGGUUAUGAAAUUUGAUUUACCUGUUCAAUAAACAAGUUUUCAGAAAUUCGUCUGAAAAUCUUUCGAUUCAACGUCUCCAAUUGAUUUCUCGCGUUAUCAAUGAAGUUGUUGGCGACGCUUUUGCCGAUUUAUUGGCUGUUGAAAUUGUUUUAAGACAUUAUGGUUGGUCAAUUGAAGAUUGGAAUGAAAAAUUGUAUAAAGAUGUUCCAAAUAUUCAAAUAAAAGUUCCCGUAAGCUUCUUAAACCAUAUUAAAAUUGAAAAACAAUAUAUUUUGCAGGUCGAAGAUCGUUCAAUCUUCAAAACCACUUGGGAAGAAACCACUCUCAUCGAACCUUCUGGAAUCCAAGAUUUGAUAAACGCCGAAGUUGAAAAAUAUUCGAAUUCUCGCGCAUUCAUCAGACCAUCUGGAACAGAAAAUAUUGUUCGUGUUUAUGCAGAAGCCGAUACUGUUGAAGAUACUGAAAAACUUGGAAGAAGUCUCGAAAAUAUUGUCAAAUCACUUUAA